Pleuronectes platessa (European plaice) is the source of this 1613-nucleotide messenger RNA. RefSeq names its product tripartite motif-containing protein 16-like. The record is from RefSeq and is a predicted model, not a curated record. NCBI's taxonomy places the organism in Eukaryota, Metazoa, Chordata, Actinopteri, Pleuronectiformes, Pleuronectidae. The transcript is spliced from 2 exons. Gene Ontology annotation, molecular function: zinc ion binding. Bases 60 to 1487 code for a protein of 475 amino acids.
GAGAUCUAUUUCUGUUCAGAGAAAGUGAACCUGAUCUUCAGUCUCUGGCAGCAGCUGAAAUGGCGCAGCAUGAAACUCAACUGGACAGAGAAAGAUUCUCCUGUUCGAUCUGCCUGGAUCUACUGAAGGAUCCGGUGACUACUGGCUGUGGACACAGCUACUGUAAGAGCUGUAUUAACACCCACUGGGACAAAGGGGAGAAGAGAGGAAGCUACAGCUGCCCUCAGUGUAGACAGACCUUCACACCGAGGCCUGUCCUGGGGAAAAACACCAUGUUAGCUGAUUUAGUGGAGGAGCUGAAGAAGACUGGACUCCAAGCUGCUCCUGCUGAUCACUGCUAUGCUGGACCUGAAGAUGUGACCUGUGAUUUCUGCACUGGGAGAAAACGGAGAGCUCUCAAGUCCUGUUUGAAUUGUUUGGCCUCUUAUUGUGAAAAACACCUCCAGCCUCAUUUUCAGUCAGCUGCAUUUAAGAAGCACAAGCUGGUGGAGCCCUCGGGGAAGCUCCAGGAGAACAUCUGCUCUCGUCAUGAUGAGGUGAUGAAGAUGUUCUGCCGUACUGAUCAGCAGUGUAUCUGUUAUCUCUGCUCUGUGGAUGAACAUAAAGACCACGACACAGUGUCAGCUGCAGCAGAAAGGACUGAGAGGCAGAGAGAGCUCGGGCUGAGGAGACAAACAAUCCAGCAGAGAGUCCAGGACACAGAGAAAGACGUGAAGCUGCUUCAACAGGAGGAGGAGGCCCUCAAUGGCUCUGCUGAUAAAGCAGUGGAGGACAGUGAGGAGAUCUUCACUGAGAUGAUCCGUCUGCUGGAGAAAAGAAGCUCUGAUGUGAAGCAGCAGAUCAGAUCCCAGCAGGAAACUGAAGUGAGUCGAGUCAGAGAGCUUCAGGAGAGACUGGAGCAGGAGAUCACUGAGCUGAAGAGGAAAGACCAGGAACUGAAGCAGCUCUCAGACACAGAGGAUCACAACCAGUUUCUACACAACUACCCCUCACUGUCACCACUCAGUGGAUCUACACACUCAUCCAGCAUCAGGAUCCAUCCUCUGAGGAACUUUGAGGACGUGACAGCAGCUGUGUCCCAGGUCAGAGGUCGACUACAGGACAUUCUGAGUGAGACAGAGACAGAGAUUUUACAGAUUGUGUCUCAAGUGGAUGUUUUACUGCCACAACUAGAGCCAGAGACCAGAGCUGACUUCUUAAGAUAUUCACAGGAAAUCACACUUGAUCCAAACACAGCACAAAGACGUCUGUUAUUAUAUGAGAGAAACAGAAAAGUAACAUGUAUGUUUGAAGAACAGUCCUAUUCUGAUCACCCAGACAGAUUCACUCAUAAGCCUCAGGUCCUGAGUAGAGAGAGUCUGACUGGACGUUGUUACUGGGAGGUGGAGGUGAAGCAUCCAGGCUCCAGUGUCAGGUCCUGUGUCCUCCAGAGUAGGAGUGUACCUGGAUCACAGUGCAGGUGUUCUGUCCUUCUACAGCGUCUCUGACACCAUGACUCUCCUCCACAGAGUCCAGACCACAUUCACUCAGCCUCUCUAUGCUGGAGUUUGGGUUGGUUAUGGAUUCACAGCUGAGUUCUGUAAACUCAAAUAGACUUGAGUCAUGAAAAGCAG